AUGAUUUGAUUGGAUUGGAAGCAUUUUUCAGAUCCCUUUAUUUCCAUAACCAAACUCACUUAAUUUAUUUCUUUUACAGACAAAACAAAAUAUUUUCCAAUCCCAAUUUUCAACAUUAUCCAUUCGCCUCGUUUCUACAAAUUCCAAUUUUAAUAAUUAUUUUUUAUCACAUAUAAACAUUACUAUACUCUCUUUCAAUCAUUUUUCUAAACAACAUGAUGAGAACAAGGCAUCAAGAAGAUGAACAAUCGCGAGCUUUAUACGAACUAUCCGCCAUCGUUCUCAACCUUCUCCGUUCUCCUCCAAUUCCCUUCAAUUUUUCCGAUCAUCCAUUGGACCAACCGUUACGGCGUUCGCCUCCGCCUCAAAUCUCUCCCACGGGUUUCGCCUCUUUGCUUUUGGGAAUCUCGAUGGCUUUGAUGCUCUGUGGAUCCGUCACGUUCUUCAUAGGGUUCGUGUUGAUGCCGUGGGUUAUUGGAUUGGUUAUUCUUCUUUACGUAGCUGGAAUCGUUUCCACUCUCUCCGAUUUGGGGCGUUCUAUUCUCUGCUACGUUUUGCCGACCCCGGACCCGCGUAAGGAUAUUCCCGCCUGGAAGCUUAUGUGAGGUAACAAAUGGAGAAUGAAAUUGAGGUUAGGGUGUUUGGUUUUAUGGUGCCUCAUGCAACUCAAUUAUACAACAAAAUCAAGAUAAUGGAGCAUGAAUCGUGGAUAUCUGGCUUUUUAAUUAAGUUACUGAACUUUGUGAAUAUGGCUUUGGCUUCUCUGUGCAUUACAAAUAGCCAAGUAAAUUCUGAAGAACUGCCCAAAUUUCGAAGGGUUAUUAUUCCCACUUCCGUUGCCGUUAUCAAUUGUUUUACUUGACUUUAGUAGCACCUUGGUGAACUGAAAUCUUAAUAUUAGGCUUUUUAAUUAAUUUCAUCUUGUUGAGUUCUAAACAUGUGUGUAAAUGAGAAGGAAAAUAUGAUCUUGCUCCUGAUAACAGGGGUUGUAUUGCAAUGGAUUGAGAAGAAUAUUUGGAAUCUGAUGUAGCUACAUGUAUGUAACAGCCGGAAUUAUUUAUAUUCAGUUUGCACAUUGUUACUGCUAUUGGAGGUUGUU
Molecule: messenger RNA, 1099 nt
Organism: Cicer arietinum (chickpea)
Lineage: Eukaryota; Viridiplantae; Streptophyta; Magnoliopsida; Fabales; Fabaceae
Source: RefSeq, a predicted model, not a curated record